Messenger RNA from Salvelinus sp. IW2-2015, 1225 nucleotides. The record is from RefSeq and is a predicted model, not a curated record. NCBI's taxonomy places the organism in Eukaryota, Metazoa, Chordata, Actinopteri, Salmoniformes, Salmonidae.
UCUAACAAUAGCCAGGGAUUGGCAGAACCUGGGCAGAGCGAUAGAAGAAGGGUUUGGCAAAUUGGGCAGAAAGAAAAAACUGAAGCGAUUUGAGCGAAUGCAUGUGUGUGAGUGCAGGCAAAGAGAUCGGAUCGCCAUCAGGAAUUUUUCAAAAGACACGACGAGAGGAGCAGCCGGCGUGUAAUUGGUGAAGAUGUCUGAUAAUGGGGACAUUGAGGACAAGCCCCCAGCCCCGCCCAUGAGGAACACCAGCACUCUGAUUGGCUCCUGCAGCAAAGAUCCCGCCCCCCAUGGCUCCAAGCCCCUCCCCCCCAACCCAGAGGACAGGAAGAAGAAAGAUCGCUCCAUCAGGUCCAUCCUGACAGGAGGAGGAGACAAGACCAACAAGAAGAAGGAGCGUCCAGAGAUCUCUCUGCCUUCUGAUUUUGAACACACCAUCCAUGUGGGCUUCGAUGCGGUCACUGGAGAGUUCACAGGCAUGCCGGAGCAAUGGGCUCGGUUGCUCCAGACCUCUAACAUCACUAAGCUGGAACAGAAGAAGAAUCCUCAGGCUGUCCUUGAUGUUCUCAAAUUCUAUGACUCCAAGGAGACUAACAACAGCCAGAAAUACAUGAGCUUUACAGACUUUGAAAUGAAAGAAGUCUCUCUCUCCCCUCCUCUGUUUUCUCCCUCCUCCAGUGCGUCAGGUACGGUAUAUACAGCCAUAGACAUCGCUACAGGCCAGGAGGUGGCCAUUAAACAGAUGAACCUGCAGCAGCAGCCCAAGAAGGAGCUCAUCAUCAAUGAGAUCCUGGUCAUGAGGGAAAACAAGAACCCCAACAUAGUCAACUACCUGGACAGUUACCUGGUGGGGGAGGAGCUGUGGGUGGUGAUGGAGUAUCUGGCUGGAGGUUCUCUGACUGACGUCGUCACGGAAACCUGUAUGGACGAGGCUCAGAUCGCUGCUGUGUGUCGGGAGUGUCUGCAGGCCUUGGAGUUCCUCCAUUCUAACCAGGUGAUCCAUCGCGACAUCAAGAGUGACAACAUCCUUCUGGGAAUGGACGGAUCAGUGAAACUCACUGACUUUGGGUUCUGUGCCCAGAUCACUCCAGAGCAGAGUAAGAGGAGCACCAUGGUGGGAACUCCCUAUUGGAUGGCUCCAGAGGUGGUGACCAGGAAGGCCUACGGUCCUAAAGUUGACAUCUGGUCUCUAGGCAUCAUGGCUAUAGAUCUUGCGUUCAGGUAG